Molecule: messenger RNA, 363 nt
Organism: Cololabis saira (Pacific saury)
Lineage: Eukaryota; Metazoa; Chordata; Actinopteri; Beloniformes; Belonidae
Product: fatty acid-binding protein, liver-like
Exons: 3
Coding region: 25-363 (112 amino acids)
Biological process (GO): fatty acid transport
Cellular component (GO): nucleus; cytosol
Molecular function (GO): fatty acid binding
Source: RefSeq, a predicted model, not a curated record
CGGCAGACAACACGACCAGCAGACAUGGACUUCAGUGGAACCUGGAAAGUUUAUUCUGAGGAAAACCUCGAUGAGUUUCUGAAAGCUGUGGGUGCACCUGAGAUGGUUAUCAAGAUGCGGAAGGAUGUGAAGCCCGUGAUGGUGAUAGAGCAGAACGGUAAAGACAUCACCUGCACGAUGAAGACUCCGAUUGUCACGCGAGUCCACACCUUCACCGUCGGGAAGGAGUCUGAAAUUCUCUCUCUGCAGGGCAACAAAAUAAAGUGCACUGUCAGAGAGGAAGAUGGGAAGCUGAUUUAUGAGACUGACAAGUUCAGGUCCGUCCGGGAGAUCCAAGGGGACGAAAUGAUCGAGGUGAGCUGA